Messenger RNA from Pseudo-nitzschia multistriata, 4690 nucleotides. The record is from the annotation of a GenBank genome assembly. Lineage: Eukaryota; Bacillariophyta; Bacillariophyceae; Bacillariales; Bacillariaceae.
CAUUGCAUUGCAUUGAAUUCGAUCGAAAGACCCGCACCCGGUUCGUUGCACCCCGCUUCGCUUCGCUGCGCCCAUAACUGCCCAUAACAAUAUCUGCACUGCCACAAUGCCCCGCUCCGACUCCCUGGCAAAAGCCUCCUCGUCGUCGUCGUCCAAGACGAAGAAGAAGAGCAAGCGGUCCUCGGUAAAGCGCGGCCCCGGCCUCUCCUCGAUGUCGGGGGGCGCCUCGGUGUCCACCCGCAACACGCGGUCCAGCCACGCCUCGGACGGGGACGAGGACGCCGACCUGUACGAGCUGGAGCAGCGGCUCACGGAGGAGGUCGACGAGGAGUUCUUCCAGGACCCCCGCAGGUUCCACACGCUGCACCGGGUCAUCGACGUCCUGGGCAUGCAGCUCACCCUCAACGACAACGACUCGGCCUUUGGAAGCACCGGGAACAGCAAGUCCAGCAGGAAGAACAAGGGCCCCCGCCGGUCCAGCGUCCACAGCGGCAAGAAGGAGGUGAUGCGGAUCGACAAGAACCCGGCCUACCGGGCCCUGGCCUCCCAGAGGGACGUGGUGGAGGAGGCCAUCGAGCACCUGGCGCUCAUCCACUGCGCGGACCUCAACGGAUCCGUCGUGCAGGUCGGACGGGUGGCCCGCCAGUUCCACGACGCCGUCUCGCAGGUACAGUCCCUCCGCAAGCAGGUCAAGGACAUCCAGGAGACGCUGGGGACGGGCGGCAGCGGCCAGCGGGAGCUCCCGGGCCAGGAGGGCAACGCGGCCGGAAGCAAUCCMRGCCAGGCCCCCAACCCCAAGAAGGACCUCGAGGCGGCACGGGCCGCACAGUCCUCCGCCAUGUCCCUCCGCGAGCUCUGGCUCAAGAAGCUCGAGGCGGAGGCCGUCCUGGCCCUCCUGGACAAGCUCGACACGAUCCGGGCGGCACCGAUGCGCUUCGACGACCUCCUCAAGCAGCACCGGAUCGGGGCGGCCGUGGUCACCGUCUCGAACGGACUGGACACGAUGUUCAUGUCGGACGUCAACCAGGUCCAGGCCCUGCACAAGAUCAUGGAGCAGCUCAUGAUCCGCAAGCAAAAGGCCGAGGAGGUCGUCUGGGAGCUCCUCUCGGAYGUUCUCUUUCUGAGGACGGGCAACGGGAUGGCCCAGCUGGUGGCCCUGGGCGCGGGGGCCGGGGAGCUCCUCUGGAACGGCGGGCAGGCCGACAAGGGACGCCGCCGGGCAACGGCCGGUGCCUCCCUCUCGGGGGAGUCCAACAGCCUCAAGCAGGACCAAGCGGACGGGAGCACCGGCGGCGGGGCCGGGUCCGCCGGAGGCGAAGGUGCCCACAAGGCCGGAGACCACGGGGCCGCCGAUUCCAUGGCCAUCGACAGCAACAACUCCAUCGUGGCCACCUCGGAGGCCUCGGCCGGGGGCUCCACGGCCCGGCAGCUCUCGGGAAGCGGGACCGGGGGGAACCCCUCCACGAACCCGCUGGCGGCCGCMUCSUACCUCUGGAACCUCCCGCCCUCCGGCUGGGACUACGUCCGCCGCCAGCAGGCGGGAAUGGUCAACCCCUUUCUGACCACCAAGAUGAGGUUCGCCCUCGAUCCGGACGACCUGCAGCUGGAGUCCAUCCUCCGGAACAUCGAGGCCGAGCAGCGGGAGAAGGACCGGGGGAAGAUCACCGAGGGCGUCGACGAGGAUUUCUACGACGACGAGGAAGACGAGCAGAACCCCCUCUACGGACAGGGCGGCCACUCCGGGAGCGGAACGGACCGAGACGAGGCCAAGCUCCCCGACGACCCCAGCGGGGGCGAUCCGUCGGCGACCUCGUCGUCCCAGCGGCCGAGGGCGGUCAUCCCGGCCUCCAUGAUGGACGCCGAGUUCGACCUGGAGGCCGACGAGCGCCGCUCCCUCGAGGAGCAGCAGUACGACGGCCAGGGCCGCCGCCGGAGGCAGGCCCUCCACAUGACCAAGCCGGUCUACCUGGACCACGUCCUGGCCCUCCGGACGCUCGUCGAGUGCCUGGCGAGGCUCCGCCGCCUCGACGACGUCGAGCGGAUCGUCACGGAGGCCCUCGAGCGGGAGCUCUCCCAGCUGGUCCAGAGGGAGCAGGCCCGGACCUUUCUGUGGGUCGAAAAGUCGGCCACCGACCGCCGGGGGGCCGGGGGACGGUACGCGGCCCUCCUCAACAAGGCCGGGUCCGGGAUCGACCUCCGGGACUUUCGCCUCCACCUCAACCACAUUCUCAGCGCCUUUGGAAACGUCCAGGUCCGGCUCGUCCACCUGACCCAGAUCAUUCGGCACCGGAUGGUGAGUAGCGCUCGCUUGUGUGUGAUGUGACGUGACGUGACGUGACGUGACGUGAUGCGAUGCGAUGUGAUGUAAUGUGACGUGAUGUGAAUGGAGUUCGUUGUGGUGUCUCUUGUCCGAUCGGGGUGCUUGGUUCUGUACUGUAUUGCGUGUGGCUUGCAUGCGCUGCGGCAUUUCGUUCCCAUUCUCACACGCUGGCUUCCUUCACCGUGUGUGUGUUGUGUUCGAUUCCAAUCGCGACACAGAACAACGAAAAGCCCGACGCUUCCGGUUAUUCCGCAAACGGCUCCGUUGCCCUUCGAAAUCUCUUGGUCAAUGCCAGGUCGAUCAUGGAACGGGAGCUCAAGGCGUUUUUGAACGCCUGUCUCAUGAAAAUAAGAGACACGGAAGACCACGCUUCGUCGACCGCCAACGGCCAAGCCCGUCCGGGCGCGACGAAAAACGCYUCCAACAAGCGAAGAGGGCGGGAAUCCUCUGGCCUCUUUUCCCUCGGAAUCAUCGACAAGGGUGGCCCCGACAACGAUGGAUUCGGCGACGGGGCAAACMAACUGAUGGCCUCUACCUCGAGCAGCCGCCGGUCCAGCAUCCAGAACUACACCACCGCUAGAUUUGCGGUGGAUGUCCUGUUUGCCAAGACCACCCAGAACGGCCAGCCCCAGAUCCGCCACGCACUCUUUUUCCGAAAGGCACUGGCCAAGUGGCAGCGCAACAACGACCAGCURCGCUACCAGCUAGCGGUGGCCACCGGAGAGGACACCAGCACCAACACCUACCUCUUUCAGCGGGAGCAACCGGCGCUCGAAUACCUGGACAACGUCAUCCAGAAGCAGCUCCUCCCCGUCCUGCAAAAGGAGGCGGUGGACGGAACGGUCCACGCGCUCGAGCGAMGGGACGCCUUUGAUCCGGUGUUGGACCGCAACGUGUACGCCCGCGCCGAUUCGAACGAGCCGCAGGACGUGGACAUGUGCAAGGCCUGCACGGCCCUCUUCAACUUUACGGGCCCCCUCUUCCUGGCCCUCCACCGGCUGCCAAAGGGCGGGGACAUGUAUCUGCCUCUGGUGGCCGUUCUGGAACACGUCAUUCUGACCUUUAUUUCCCGCGUCAAGCAACAGGUCUCGCGGAUUUGCAACGACAAGACGGCCCURCAGCUUCUGAUGGAUUCGACGGGGUCCUCGGUGUCGGCCACCGGAUCCGAUGGCAGGCAGAUCAAGUCCCGUUCCCAGUCCUUCGGUCAGGUCAUGGAACGCCGCAAGUCUUUUGCCCAGCUGGUGCUGGCCUACGCCGACGGCGACCUGCUCGAUGCGGUGAACGACGAAAACACCGGAGAGUUGGCCGGUGUCCCCAGCCUUCCCGCACCCACAGGGGAUACCCCCCGCGGAACCAACCUGAGCAACAAGAUCGUUGGCAUGGAAGACCUGGACUUUGAGGGCGGCGUGGAACGCGAGGAGCUCAACCUGAGCGUGGAGCUGAACUUUGUCCGACCCUACCUCGAGUUUGCGGGAAUGGAACACGCGCAGAUCAAGGUCUGUCCGGAYGAGGACCUGAUGAAGGCGGCCUGCCUGGCCCACAGCCUCCUCAAGCUCGCUUCGCUCCUGGACAGCCGGCUCAAGGUGAGGAGCCGACUGGGAAUCGCCUCCACGAAAACCCUGACCAACACACGGGCCCUUCGAGAGGCCAUCAAAACCAUCAAGGCCAACGGACUGAAAAUGGCCAAGUUCUGCCGGGCCGACAUUUUGUUGCAGGGGAUCACCCGCCUCUGCAAGGUGUGCAACUCCUCCACCAUCGUGGCGAGAGACGCGGUUCGCAUCCCCUCGUCGAUCAACGACCUCGGCGAAUACAUGACGGCGGCYUCCGACAAUCUGCGGGAGGCGGCCGGAAACGCCGUGACGGCCUACGCCUUUUCGACGCUGGAACAGUACAUUCCGCUGUGCAUCAUCCAGACCGUCCGUGUCCUGGCCGCCGGAAAGGGAGUGGUCGCGAAGGCCCCCCUUACGAUGAACGGAAUYGAGGCCCUGGAUCGAUCCGGCUCGGUCCUGUACCGAGAUCUGAAGGGAGCCACGUCCUUCGACAACUCCUUCUGGGACAUCGAACUCGCCGCCGUCUCCUUUGAGCGGUCGGCGAGUUUCAUUGCCAUGAUGGAACUGGAAAUGGCGGAGCUGGAAGCCUACUACCAAGAAAACCGCGACGACUUCACGGAGGAAGAUUUCAAGCUCAUGUUUUCGAUGAACGGUCCGAGACGACGAGGGGACAUUAUUCGCUACAACAUGCUGGUCAAGAAAAUGGGCAGGAAGUAGGGCGAGUUGAACGACAUAGAAUCGACGAAUGGCCGCGCCCCUGCUGGAUUAGAAGCAUGGAAAAUAUCCCGUGGACCUGUAUUAAUGAAACCUAAUGUACAAU